Naegleria lovaniensis is the source of this 996-nucleotide messenger RNA. RefSeq lists its product as uncharacterized. Gene Ontology annotation, biological process: regulation of DNA-templated transcription. Gene Ontology annotation, cellular component: nucleus. The coding region runs from base 1 to 996 and encodes 331 amino acids. The transcript is spliced from 2 exons. Gene Ontology annotation, molecular function: RNA polymerase II cis-regulatory region sequence-specific DNA binding; DNA-binding transcription factor activity, RNA polymerase II-specific. The record is from RefSeq and is a predicted model, not a curated record. Lineage: Eukaryota; Heterolobosea; Eutetramitea; Acrasida; Naegleriidae.
AUGACAGUAACCAUUGUUCUUAAGGUCAAAUACGUCAGUGAGGAUGUCUCAUUUGAUUGUGGUUCGUUGCCUAUUGAAUUUUUUGAUCAACAAGCCUUUCAAACCAAGAUGACCUCAUCACCCAGCGGCAAUAGCACGGGUAGUAGUAAUCAUUCAACUCCACAAAGAAAAGCAGGUCCAUGCAAAAGAAAACAACAAGUCAAAUGGUCCGAAGAGGACGAUCGUAUUCUUAGAAUGUAUGCUGAAAAGGAAUAUUCAUGGAAGGAAAUUGCAACCAACUUCCUUCAUGACAAAUUUACUCCUCAGCAACUCCAUCAACGUUGGAAGAGAGUGCUCAAUGAUAAUAUCAACCGAGAACCUUGGACUGAAGAAGAAGAUCGAGCCAUCAUUGAAUAUGUCAAGAAGCAUGGUUGUUCUUGGUCUAAGCUAAGGACAUUAUUAGGAACUAGAAGAACCGAUACCAUGGUUAGACAACGUUGGCUCAAAAUUACCAAUGGCCAAGGAGAGGUAGGAACACCCUCUAACAAGCACAAGAGUAACAUGUCGAGCAAGUCUCCUUCAUCCUCCAUGAAUUCUUCAAGCUACACAAACCUUGUAAAUCAAUCAUCCUCAUUGAGCAAUAACUAUGAAUCCAUGUCUGCUCUCUUGAAUGGAACCUCUGCCGAUAUGGACGUGUUCCAAUUUAUCAAGACUCAUCAAUUGAUGAGCUCGACCAACUUCAAUCAAGCUCACCCUGUAACCGUAGUUCCACCUGUCCUUAACAAGCCAACUCCAGUACUCUCAGCUGACGCCCUCACUUGUGAUGAAGAGCUCACGUUUGAGCAUCGUCCUGCUCCUUCUGAACCAAUAAGAAGAGACUCUUUGGAUGAAAAGACACUCAGCUCAAACUUGGGAACAAUGCUUGAGAAUAACAUUGAUUUGGUCGACUUCCACUCUUCAUUCCAAGCCAACAUGGAAAAGGAAUGGUUGAACCAAAUUUUCUCUGGAGACUUUUAA